Molecule: messenger RNA, 2273 nt
Organism: Capsicum annuum
Lineage: Eukaryota; Viridiplantae; Streptophyta; Magnoliopsida; Solanales; Solanaceae
Product: pyrophosphate--fructose 6-phosphate 1-phosphotransferase subunit alpha
Exons: 19
Coding region: 102-1955 (617 amino acids)
Biological process (GO): photosynthesis; glycolytic process; response to glucose
Cellular component (GO): cytosol
Molecular function (GO): 6-phosphofructokinase activity; diphosphate-fructose-6-phosphate 1-phosphotransferase activity; ATP binding
Source: RefSeq, a predicted model, not a curated record
CGCCACCCUUUAAUCCCUCCUAUAUAAGCCCGUAUUUUCCGAGCGGGCAAACAAAAGAAAAAGAGUGAAGUGUGGGUAGUUGGUGAAAAUUAUCAUUGACAAUGGAUGCAGAUUAUGGUAUAGCUAGAGAACUCUCUGAUCUCCAAAAACUUCGAUCUCAUUAUCAGCCUGAACUUCCUCCUUGUCUUCAGGGUACUACCGUGCGGGUAGAGCUAGGUGAUGCAACCACUGCAGCAGAUCCCUCUGGUGCACAUGUCAUAAGUAGGUCUUUUCCUCACACUUAUGGUCAGCCGUUGGCCCAUUUUCUUAGGGCAACUGCCAAGGUCACUGGUGCUCAGAUAAUCACCGAGCAUCCGGCAAAGAGGGUUGGAGUUGUUUUCUGUGGGAGACAAUCUCCCGGUGGACAUAAUGUUAUAUGGGGUAUACAUGAUGCCCUUAAAAUUCACAAUCCUAACAGUACUUUGCUUGGUUUUCUGGGUGGUUCUGAAGGUUUAUUUGCACAGAAAACCCUUGAGAUCACCAAUGAUGUUCUUGCCACCUAUAAAAAUCAAGGUGGUUAUGACAUUCUGGGUCGGACAAAAGAUCAAAUUAGAACAACCGAGCAAGUUAAUGCCGCAAUGGCUGCAUGUAAAUCUUUGAAAUUGGAUGCCCUUAUCAUUAUUGGAGGGGUAACAUCAAACACUGAUGCUGCUCAACUGGCAGAAACAUUUGCCGAAGCAAAAUGCCAAACAAAAGUGGUUGGAGUUCCUGUUACAUUAAAUGGAGAUCUAAAGAAUCAGUUUGUUGAAGCAAAUGUCGGUUUUGACACAAUAUGCAAGGUCAACUCCCAACUCAUUAGCAAUAUGUGCACUGAUGCGCUCUCUGCGGAAAAGUACUACUAUUUCAUCCGACUCAUGGGGCGAAAGGCAUCACAUGUUGCCUUAGAAUGUACUCUGCAGUCACAUCCUAAUAUGGUAAUUCUUGGUGAGGAGGUAGCUGCAUCAAAGCUUACUCUUUUUGACAUCACACACAAAAUUUGUGAUGCAGUUCAAGCUAGGGCUGAACAAGAUAAAAACCAUGGUGUGAUCCUAUUGCCAGAGGGACUUAUUGAAAGUAUUCCUGAAGUAUAUGCUCUACUGCAGGAAAUUCAUGGUUUGCUCACACAAGGCGUUUCUGCUGAUAAGAUUUCCUCUCAACUAUCACCUUGGGCAUCUGCGCUCUUUGAGUUCUUGCCGCCAUUUAUAAAAAAGCAGCUCCUCUUGCACCCUGAAUCAGAUGAUUCAGCUCAGCUAUCACAGAUUGAAACCGAGAAACUUCUAGCUCAUCUUGUGGAAAAUGAAAUGAAUAAACGAAUGAAGGAAGGAACUUACAAGGGAAAGAAAUUUAACGCUAUUUGCCAUUUCUUUGGUUAUCAAGCUCGGGGAUCAUUGCCAUCAAAGUUUGAUUGUGACUAUGCAUAUGUACUCGGUCACGUCUGCUAUCAUAUUUUGGCUGCUGGCCUCAAUGGUUACAUGGCCACAUUGACUAACUUGAAGAAUCCCGUCAACAAGUGGCGCUGUGGAGCUGCUCCUAUAACUGCUAUGAUGACUGUGAAGCGGUAUGGUCGUGGUCCUGGCAAGGCAUCAAUUGGAAAGCCUGCUCUGCAUCUAGCCACUGUGGAUUUGAAGGGCAAAGCAUAUGAAUUAUUGAGUCAAAAUGCGUCAAAGUUCUUGCUCGAUGAUGUUUAUAGAAACCCAGGGCCCCUCCAGUUUGAUGGGCCUGGUGCUGACGCAAAGGCUGUAACUCUUUGCGUUGAAGAUCAGGAUUACAUGGGUCGUAUUAAGAAAUUGCAAGAGUAUUUGGACAAGGUUCGUACAAUCGUGAAGCCUGGAUGCUCACAAGAUGUCCUGAAAGCUGCAUUGAGUGCCAUGUCUUCUGUCACAGACAUUCUUUCUGUGAUGGCCUCCCCUUCAAGCAACGCGAACACACCAUUCUAGAUGAGAACGCCCCUUUAACCUUGCGGAAAUUAGAGGAAGUCCUAUUUGUCAAACUUAAUAGAAUUCACAGCCCUUUCUUUUUUUCUCCAAUGGAACUUUAUUUAGUUGCAGAAAUGUUAGUCGGAUUGUAUGACAUUAUAGAGGCCUUCAACUUAGUUUGUUUCUUUAUUUGUGCUUUUGAAAUUUUGAUGAGUCGAAUAAUGGUGAGAAGAUUGCAUUUAUUGUGGUUUUAAGGGGUAACAAUGUUGGUCGGAUUGUGUGACAAUAUAUGCAUAACCUAUCAUACAUGAUUUAUAAUGAUAGGUUCCUUGAAGGGGA